AUGACAAGCUCAUAUUUAGAAGAUCAAUUGGUCUUUUAUAGAUCAUAUCAUUCCAAUGCAACAAAUGUUGCUAUUCAUGUUGUCUGCAUUCCAAUCAUUUUAUUGUCAACAAUUACUUUUUUUUCACCAAUUCAAGUUUUUUCACCAACAAUCAAUUUAGGUACUUUGUUAGCUUGGGGAUAUGGAUUAUACUACAUUUUACUAGACUGGCAAGUUGGGGUACCUUCAUUUGCUAUCUUGGUUACUUACUCAAGUUACAUUACUCAAUUUUAUCUAACUUUGAAUUUGUUGACUACUCCAACGUCAAAACAAUUCAUAAAUUAUGCAAUUUUUGCUCAUGUAGUUGCAUGGUUGGUACGUAUUAGAAUCUCAUAGAAUUUCAUGCUUUUAUCUUUUUAUGCAAUGGGUAUUUUUUGUGGAAUUCUCGGCAAUUUUACUAUCAAUACUAACCAUACUGAAACAGGCUCAGUUCGUAGGUCAUUCAGAUUUGUUCGAAGGUAGAAAACCAGCUCUUUUGAAUUCUACUCUAAGUGCAUUGACGACAGCCCCAUUGUUUAGUGCCUUUGAAGUCUGCUGGUUUCUAGGAUUCAAAAAAGAUCUCAAAAAGACGAUGGACAACAGAGCUGGUAAAAAUAUUAGAGAUUUCAGACAAAAACAAAUGAAAACAGCUUAA
This is a messenger RNA of Insectozyma verbasci, 673 nucleotides long. The record is from the annotation of a GenBank genome assembly. NCBI's taxonomy places the organism in Eukaryota, Fungi, Ascomycota, Pichiomycetes, Serinales, Debaryomycetaceae.